GUGCUGAAAUGGAAAAUAUCUUAUUGAUUCUUUUAAUGUUAAGUAAGACACUUUCAGCUGGAGCCCAGUUCAAUGGAUACAACUGUGAUGCCAACUUUCACAGCCGUUUUCCUGCGGAGAGGGAUAUCAGUGUGUACUGUGGAGUACAGACCAUCACACUCAAGCUCAACUUCUGCCCAGUUCUCUUUUCUGGCUACUCUGAAUCUGACUUAGCUCUCAAUGGUCGUCAUGGAGACGCACACUGUCGAGGAUUUAUUAAUAACAACACCUUCCCGACUGUUGUGAUCUUCAGUAUCAGCUUGGCCACGUUGGAGUCCUGUGGAAAUUCCUUGGAGGUGUCCACAGCUCAAGGUCCAAAUGCUUAUGGGAACCUUUCCUUGGUUCAGAUUGGAAACAUAUCUGGGUUUAUCGACACACCAGACCCUCCUACCAUCAUCAGCUACCUGCCGGGUCUGAUCUACAAGUUCAGUUGCAGUUACCCCCUGGAAUACCUGGUCAACAACACACAGCUGGCCUCGUCAGCAGCUGCAAUUUCAGUAAAGGAAAGCAACGGUACUUUCAUCAGCACGUUGAAUCUGCUUCUUUACAACGAUUCAUCAUACGUCCAGCAGCUGUCCAUUCCCAUGGCAGGACUGACCCUAAAGACCAGGGUGUUUGCAGCUGUUAGAGCCUCUAACUUGGAUAGAAGAUGGAACGUUCUAAUGGACUACUGCUACACCACUCCCUCUGGAAACCCCAAUGACGACCUCCGUUAUGACCUUUUCUUUAGUUGUGAAAAAGACCCCCAGACCACCGUCUUUGAGAAUGGGAAGAGCCAAAUGGGGCGCUUUGCCUUUGAAGUAUUCCGCUUUGUAAAGCACAAGAACCAGAAGAUGUCCACCGUCUUCCUGCACUGCGUCACCAAGCUGUGUCGAACAGAUGACUGCUCCAUGCUCAUGCCAAUCUGUGGCAGCAGGAAAAAGAGAGAUAUCUCAGAGAGAAAGGAAUCACCUGGAAAUGCUGUUCUGACUGCUGGGCCUAUCAUCACUCGCAGUGAUGAAACAUCAACCAACAAUUCUCAGCUUGCACAUCUGAAGGCACCAGUGUUUCAGAUGAGCACAGUGACGAGUGUGCUCAUCUCAGGAGUGAUCAUUUUGGGAACAAUAAGCAUUUGCUUCUUCAUCUUCUCCCUCACCCUCCUGAAAGGCAAGAAUUUUCCUGUAAACAGUGUGUCUGGAAUACAUAACUCAGCCUUCAACUGAAUGCCUCAACUCAACUCACAUGUAUCUUGUUCUCAUGUCACAAUGUUAAGCAAGGGGCAACGAAAAGUAGAGACAUUAUAUUUUCACAUGUCAGUUUGCAGGAUACAAAUGCUACCAUGAAAAUUGCUUCUAUGUCUGUACAAUUUACUCUACCAUGUCACUGUAUGUUAGUUACGAAAUACAGCAGGACAUUGUCUAUGUUAUCCUUUGCUGUAUUUUGUAACAAUUUAUUUGUCAUCCAUAACUGACAUCAUGGGAACACUCAGUUUAAGACCUGAGCAAUACAGUUUUCAGAGCAUAGUACAAGAUAAACAGAUUGAAGAAAUGAUUAUAAUCUCACUAUAGCAGUCUUAUCUUAAUCA
Molecule: messenger RNA, 1603 nt
Organism: Melanotaenia boesemani (Boeseman's rainbowfish)
Lineage: Eukaryota; Metazoa; Chordata; Actinopteri; Atheriniformes; Melanotaeniidae
Product: zona pellucida-like domain-containing protein 1
Exons: 10
Coding region: 9-1241 (410 amino acids)
Cellular component (GO): cell surface
Source: RefSeq, a predicted model, not a curated record